GGUAACCCGGUCAACGACAUGAAGGCCUCUACUGAAGCUUGGGUCGUCUUUCUGCUGGUUUCGUCAUUAGUCGGUUUCUCCUCUUCCUUAUAUCGAAAGUAUCAAGAGGAAGAGCACUACCUACAAAGAGCCGACGAACCUCUGAAGCCCCUGCUGAAGGCCACAACCAGACGAGAUUGCUCCGUCAUCUUUGUGGCAGACAAGAAGACUGAUCCUUACUCCUCUUACUUGAUUCAGGAGUUGGAGCUGGAGACUGAGGCUCCUCACGGAAUCUCGACUUUUGAACUGAUGUAUGACGCCGAAGAUGCCAAUAACUCGAGGUCAGCGAUGUCCAGUACCCUUCGAGAAGUCACAAAGCUGAGGAAAGCUUCCUGGUGCGUUGUGGUCAUUGUGCUCAGCGACGAUCCCGUCUUCCUGACGGCGUUGGCCAAGGUGGGACUGAAAGCGAGGCUAGUGGGGUGGCCGACGAAGAUGCUCGUCGUUACGAGGCUAGAGCCGGCUAGCCUGACUUAUCUCAUAUCCCAGCACUGGAUCUAUUCCUUGAUGAGUACCAUGUUUGUGAACCUGGAGGUCAAGGGAGUUUCAUACAGAUGGGUUAUCUAUUCUCAUUUCCCUUAUAGUCCCGAGGGUCCCAAAGAAGUAGUCAUCGGAACUUGGGCUCCGGGGAUGGGAUUUCGUCUUCAUACAGGUCAACGCCUCUUCCCUGACAAAUACCAAGACUUUCACGGAGGUAUUGUGAACGUGACCAGCCUGACGCACACCCCAUACUGGAUGGAGGAGGAGUACACCAAGGAAGACGGCACCAAAGGGAAGAUCAUCACAGGGACAGACGGUCUUCUUCUCCAUGUCAUCGCUAAGAAGCUGAACUUCACUUUCUACCUCAUGCCUGCCGAUGACUGGGAUGAGGUUGAGCGCCUAGUCAUAGAUCGAGAAGCAUACAUGUCUCCCGUCUACUGGGACCUGAUCCCCGAGCGCCUGGAGAGAUAUGACAUGUCCUUUGUCUACGAACACGCGUACUUUGCUUUCUCCAUGGUUGCGCCUCCUGUGAAGCCCCACUGGACGAGCCUCUACUACCCCUUGACUGAUGACGUCUGGAUUGCUACCCUCGUCAGCUUAGCCUUUGCCUCAGUUGCACUCGCUAUGAUGCUUUCUCUGAACAAGACGAAGGCGUGGGAAAAGCUCCACGAGGCAGAGAUUGCUAUCCUGGAGGUCGUGGGGACUCUGCUGAAUCAGACCUUCGCUCAUCAACAUCCUGACACUGGAUCGACGAGGAUGCUGGUCGUAGCCUGGCUGCUGUUCUCGUUUCUCAUCGGUUCCGUUUACAGGGCCAAUCUCACCGCUUUCUUGAUGCUGCCCAAGCCUCAGCCCAGGGCAGAGACAGUGGAGGAACUUGUGGAAGCUGUUGAUGUGGUGACCGGCGAAACCUACUCUGAAUCGACCAAGAUCUUCUUCAUGAAAUCGGAAUACCCUCCUUACAGGAAACUCGGAGAAAUGCUUACCAUCGGUUACGAGACUUCCGUCGGAAUGCGGCUGGCUGAGGAAAACAAAAGGUCUUCUCACGUGGACUUCCUGAAACACAUGCACCACGUCCUUGUAGACAAGUUCACUCGUCCUGAUGGGACUACAAGCCUCUACAUAGGGAAGUCCAACAUCGUCUAUCUUCCCUCAUCUUGGCCGAUGUCCCACGAUACUCCGUUCUUGCCCCACGUGGACAAGAUUCUAAUCGAGGCCGUUGAGUCUGGCAUCAUAGAAAAGUGGUACAGAGACGAGAUCGAGAAGGCGCGGCGAAAGAGCAUGGAGAGGCUGCGGGAGAGCCGAGCCAAGGGCCUGGCGGAGAACAGCGAAGCCAUCAACGAGGAGGACAUCAUGAGCGGCGCCAUCCCAGCGCUGUCUCUGGCCCACCUGCAGGGGCCUUUCAUUUUGGUCGUCAUCGGCUCGGUCUUGGCCUUCGUCGCGUUCUUCUUUGAGGUCGCGUGCGGCCUGCGCUGUUGUCGGUGAUUUUAAGGACUUCGUGGGAAGAAGAUUAGGAACUGGAUUCUUUUUACGGGUCUUAUAUUGAGGCAUUUUGAAAAGGGCAAAAAGCUGAGAAUUUACAAAACUCUUUGGGCGUCUAAAUAUUCUUCGAAUGUAGAGGAAUGUACAUGAAUUCCGGCAGACUUUGAUUGACGUUCAGAAUUCAUACUUUUUGAGAAGAGACAAACAGUAAAAAACUUUUAAAAAAUAUUAAAAGAAACCUGUUGCAUUGUAUUUUACACAAUCAAGUAACAUUGUCUUUUAAAAAAAACAGGAACAUUAAAUGUUCCUCAUAGACGACGUCCUUAGAAUGGCGUUCAUUAAUUAUGGAAGGGCAACUGAGCCUUAUUGAACCAAAACAGUAUACCUGCACCACUGUUAAACUAUGUUAACUGUUGGAACAAAUUAAA
Molecule: messenger RNA, 2423 nt
Organism: Macrobrachium nipponense
Lineage: Eukaryota; Metazoa; Arthropoda; Malacostraca; Decapoda; Palaemonidae
Product: glutamate receptor-like
Exons: 11
Coding region: 19-1998 (659 amino acids)
Cellular component (GO): membrane
Molecular function (GO): ligand-gated monoatomic ion channel activity
Source: RefSeq, a predicted model, not a curated record